GACAAACUGCGUUGGUAGUCUGGCGGCAACUUCGGUUACAGACUCGGUUUCUCAUAUACUUUGUAGAAGAGGGAUGAUAAUGAACAUAUGGUCUUAUCUUCUUCUUUCGUUUUUGUUUCUCUGUCAUUGCGACGGCGAGUCGUCGUCAUUCGACUUUUAUUUGUUUGCUCAAGAAUGGCCACCAUCCCUCUGCGAGACGAAUCGUGAGCACAAGUUCAGAGAGCCGUCAGAUUGGAGUUCGAAUCCAAGAUGGACUAUACAUGGUCUAUGGCCUUCAAAGAAUUAUUCAGAUGGUCCAGAGUACUGCAACGACUCGUACCCAUUUAGCUUAGCUCCAUUGAAAGAUUUGAUGUCUCAGAUACAGUAUGAUUGGCCAAAUAUGUUUGCUGAUACAAACGAGAGCAGUCUCUGGGAUCACGAAUGGACGAAACACGGAACUUGUGCAAUGUCAUCGGAUUCUUUGCACAAUGAACACGAUUAUUUUGCAACUGCUUUAUCAAUCUACCAAACGUUAAACCUUUACAAGGCACUUGACAACUCAGGAAUUAUUCCAUCAAAGACAGAUUCGUAUGAAGUAGACAAGGUUCUUAAGGCUCUUACUGCUGCUUAUGGUGUUGAACCAAAUAUUGCAUGUGAACACAGUGAGUCAAUUGGUCAGUAUUUGUCAGAGAUCCAUGUGUGUCUGGACAAGACUUUCAGGCGUAUUGAUUGUGGCAGCUUCGUCUAUUCAUAUUCUGUUUGUCAAUCUAAAGAGUCGGUGAAGUACUUAACGUUUUGAUGUUUGGGCUUAUGAACGUAUUAAACUGCUUUAAUACUUGUUUUGAUGUACCAUGUCUUGUAUCUGUAUGUAUUGCUUAUUACUUAUUAUUGCUUGUUAUAGCUAGAUUUCUAGCCUGGUGUUCUGCUUUAGAUCAUUAUAAGGGUAGGUGGACUUUUUUAGCUGUACACGUUUUGCAGAAAGUGUUGCAUAGACAACCUUGUACAGGAGAUGAUGAAUGCAUUUAAUUAAGGCCCUUCCUUAUAUGUAUAUAAUUAUUAUAAGGCAAGG
Corticium candelabrum is the source of this 1048-nucleotide messenger RNA. Its product is annotated as ribonuclease Oy-like. Gene Ontology annotation, molecular function: ribonuclease T2 activity; RNA binding. Gene Ontology annotation, cellular component: extracellular region. Gene Ontology annotation, biological process: RNA catabolic process. Lineage: Eukaryota; Metazoa; Porifera; Homoscleromorpha; Homosclerophorida; Plakinidae. The record is from RefSeq and is a predicted model, not a curated record. The transcript is spliced from 8 exons. Bases 74 to 778 code for a protein of 234 amino acids.